AUGGCGGUGGCGCCGCCCGACGGGCAGGAGAAGGUGAUCGCGGCAGCGCAGCAGAUCGUCAAGUCGCUCGCCAACUCCAAGAACCGGGCGCCCCAAUGCCACGGCCGGCUCCGAGCUCCUGGAGGGGGCAAGGAGGAGGGAGAGUACGGGCGGGAGUGGGGGACGCCCGGCCCCGGCUUCGGCGGCGAUGAUGACGACCUAGAGGACGAGAGGGAUGCGGUGGUGGAGGACGCGUUGCGUCUAGUGGAGAAGUGGGACUCCACCACGGCCGGGGACCGGCUGGUGUUCAAGUCGCCCGAGGACGCCGAGGAGUACCUUGCUGUGGCCGCCUGCCUCAUGGGCGAGGCCGGCCCGCGCGUCGAGGCCGUGCUGACCGCGUCGCUCACCGCCGAGGACCUGCACGCGUCCCUCCUUCGCCGCCUCUCGCUCACGGUGCCCACCUUCCACUCCGCCUCCUCUGUCAACCUUGACUGCCCGUCCUUCGCCGAAUCCAUUACAAGAGAGUAG
Messenger RNA from Triticum turgidum subsp. durum (durum wheat), 507 nucleotides. The record is from the annotation of a GenBank genome assembly. Lineage: Eukaryota; Viridiplantae; Streptophyta; Magnoliopsida; Poales; Poaceae.